AUGGUAAAAGCGGAGACGAAGCGGAUAAAGUUGAUCGUAAUCUCCAUCGGAACGGAAGAAAGAGCGCGAGAUUUUUGCAGAGAAAACGAAUUCCCGAUGGAGAUUCUAUACGCCGAUCCGAUAAACGUGACGUACGAUAAACUUCGAUUGAACUUUGGGGUGAAAGAAACGUUGUUCGAUGCGUCGACGCCGUAUUCCAUCGCGGAGAGGAUUCGAGAGGGGAAGAUUAAGGAGUUGACGGACGUGCUCAAGCGGUGGAAACCGUGGAUACCGCCGAAAAGGGAACAAGGGUUGCAACAAGGCGGGACGUUUGUGUUUGAUACGAAGAGGAUUAAAGGAGAUUCGGAGGUGGAGUACGAAUGCGUGUACGAUUGGUACGAUCCGAGUACCGGCGCGCACGCGCCCGCGGAGGAGAUUUUGGAAGCGUGCGGGAUUGAAUAA
This is a messenger RNA of Bathycoccus prasinos, 441 nucleotides long. RefSeq lists its product with no specific name. The transcript has a single exon. Bases 1 to 441 code for a protein of 146 amino acids. Gene Ontology annotation, molecular function: antioxidant activity. The record is from RefSeq and is a predicted model, not a curated record. NCBI's taxonomy places the organism in Eukaryota, Viridiplantae, Chlorophyta, Mamiellophyceae, Mamiellales, Bathycoccaceae.